Molecule: messenger RNA, 763 nt
Organism: Wasmannia auropunctata (little fire ant)
Lineage: Eukaryota; Metazoa; Arthropoda; Insecta; Hymenoptera; Formicidae
Gene: Ufc1
Product: ubiquitin-fold modifier-conjugating enzyme 1
Exons: 4
Coding region: 91-594 (167 amino acids)
Biological process (GO): protein K69-linked ufmylation
Cellular component (GO): cytoplasm
Molecular function (GO): UFM1 conjugating enzyme activity
Source: RefSeq, a predicted model, not a curated record
CAACGUUGAUCGCACGAUAAGCGGAAGCGGCACCGUAACCUCAAAGACAACGCGAAUUGGAUUGUUGCUCCCGACCCGUCCCGCGUCGAGAUGGACGAGUCGACGAAAAAGACUUUGAGCAACAUUCCAUUGUUGCAGACGAAGUCCGGUCCCAGAGACAAAGAUUUGUGGGUGCAGAGGUUGAAGGAGGAAUAUCAGGCUCUUAUCAGGUAUGUCAAAAAUAAUAAGGAGGCGGACAACGACUGGUUCCGAUUGGAAUCGAACAAGGAAGGCACCAGGUGGUUUGGCAAGUGCUGGUACAUUCAGAAUUUCCUGAAGUACGAAUUUGAAGUGGAGUUUGAUAUUCCUGUCACAUAUCCCACAACGGCACCCGAAAUUGCUUUACCAGAAUUAGAUGGAAAAACCGCAAAAAUGUAUAGAGGCGGCAAGAUCUGCCUGACUGAUCAUUUCAAGCCAUUGUGGGCUCGCAACGUUCCAAAGUUCGGCAUCGCUCAUGCAAUGGCUCUUGGUUUGGGACCGUGGCUGGCAGUGGAGAUUCCAGAGCUCAUAGAAAAGGGCGUCGUAGUUCACAAGGACGAGGAGAAGAAAUCGUGAAUCGGUGCGGUAUGUGUGGGAUGACAACAAAAUGCGAUUGUUUCAAUAAGUUAUUUUUUACGCCUAACCUAUUCGAGGGAAAGAAUUUAUACAAUGUUAAGUUUUUACACGCGGUACAGAGUAUUUACAUUCAACGCGCGAUCGAAUAAAGGCUAUUUAACACAGGCUA